This is a messenger RNA of Cylindrotheca closterium, 372 nucleotides long. The record is from the annotation of a GenBank genome assembly. Lineage: Eukaryota; Bacillariophyta; Bacillariophyceae; Bacillariales; Bacillariaceae.
AUGCCAGAGGACGACUACCAUGUGAAAUCAAUCAGCCACCAGAAAGACUUUGCCGGGUUGAUAGCACCACCGGUGGUACUAAUGCCACCCGACCAAAGGUCCAAAGCUGACUGUACCAAAGGAAGGAGGUCUUCGCCAGUCGUCUCCACAUUAUCAUUGGACUCCAUGACAUUGGUGUCAUCCACAAAGCAGAAGCACAAAGCAAAGAACUCCUUGUUGGAGAGUGAUGAAGAUGAAGACACUGAAGAUGACGACCCCAACGACAGGGAGAGUAUUGUGGACGACGCAAUGGAGGAAGACGAGGAUGACGAACGGGGCAAACCGCUGGGGCGAACCCGCAUGAUGAGGCCAUGGACGACAAUCUACCGUUGA